AUGUCAACAAAACCAACAAUUAAUAAAGAUGAAUUAGUUACAUUAUUCUCACAAAUUGGUUUAGAUUCAUCAAAAGCUAAAGAGACAACCAAUAAUGCAACUUUAUCAAGCAAUUUACAAGAGAUCAUUAAAGAAGCAGGUGCUGAAAGUGGUUGUGAAAAAUCUGUUGGUUUAUUAUUAUACACAUUAGCAACUAAAUAUCCAGCCAAUGCAAUGAAACAUCGUGCUACACUCGUUGACUAUAUUGCCAAUAAGAAAUCAGUAAACUCAAUCAAUUUGCAAGCAUGUUUAGAUUACCUCCGUCGUACUGCCAAUGAGGAAUUAAACGUAGCAGAAUUUGAGCAAUCAUGUGGUGUUGGUGUUGUAAUUACAAGAGAACAAGUCGCACAAGCCGUAUCAGAUUAUAUUAACAAAAAUAAGAGUGACCUCUUGGAGAAACGUUAUCAAUUCAAUAUUGGUGGUAUUUUAAUGGAGAUUAAAAAUAGUCUCAAAUGGGCAAACGCAAAAGAUAUCAAAGAAGAAGUCGAUGCUGCAAUUCUUUCACUCUUAGGUCCAAAAACCGAUGCUGAUAAAGCACCACCAGCAAAACCAGUUAAACCAACCACUCCAACUGCUGUUGCCACCACCACUGCUGCCACCACCACCACUGGUGAUUUAUCACCAAUUAUUCCAGCUGAAUUAAAACCAGCCAAAGAAGAAAUCAAAUUCCCAGAUCCAAGUGAUAACAUUCAAAACACACCAAAACUCUUGGCUGAUCAUUUGAAAACCACAGGUGGUAAAAUCGUUACUCGUUUCCCACCAGAACCAAAUGGUUAUCUCCACAUUGGUCAUGCUAAAGCAAUGCACUUAAAUUUUGGUUAUGCUAAAAAGAAUGGUGGUAAAUGUUAUCUUCGUUUCGAUGAUACAAAUCCAGAAAAAGAAAAUCAAGAAUAUAUUGAUUCAAUUAUUGAUUCUGUUAAAUGGUUAGGUCAUGAACCUUGUGAAAUUACAUAUUCAUCAUCACAAUUUGAUACACUUUAUGAAAUGGCAAAUGAAUUAAUUAGAAGAGGUUACGCAUAUGUAUGUCAUCAAACAGCAUCAGAAAUUUCAGAAGGUAGAGAGAAAAUGACAGAUUCACCAUACAGAAAUAGAACAGUCGAAGAGAAUCUUAAAUUAUUUGAAGAUAUGAGAUUAGGUAAAUUUGAAGAAGGUAAAGCCAUCCUUAGAAUGAAAGGUGAUAUGAAACAUCCAAAUCCAUGUAUGAGAGAUUUAAUUGCUUAUCGUAUCAAAUAUCAUCAUCAUCCAAUGAGUGGUGAUAAAUGGUGUAUCUAUCCAUCCUAUGAUUACACUCAUUGUUUAGUCGAUUCAAUUGAAAAUAUCACUCAUUCACUCUGUACUUUGGAAUUUGAAAUUAGACGUUUAACUUAUAAUUGGUUAAUUGAUGUACUCGGACUCUAUAGACCAGUAGUUUGGGAAUAUGCAAGAUUAAAUUUAACUCAUACAGUUUUAUCAAAAAGAAAGAUUAUUACUUUAGUUCAAAAUAAAAUUGUAAAUGGUUGGGAUGAUCCAAGAUUAAGUACAUUAAAUGCAUUCCGUAGAAAAGGUUAUACACCAGAAGCAAUUAAUUUAUUAUGUGAUACAAUUGGUGUAACACGUACUAAUGGUACAACCAUUUCAUAUGAAUUAUUAGAGUUAUGUUGUCGUCAAGAUCUUGAUGGUAAGGCAACUCGUGCAAUGGCAGUUUUCGAUCCAAUCAAAGUUGUCAUCACCAAUUAUCCAGAAGAUAAGAGUGAAGAGAUCAAUGCACCAAAUAUUCCAUCAAAACCAGAGAAAGGAACUCACAAAAUCGAUUUCUCACGUAUUGUUUACAUUGAGAGAAGUGAUUUCCGUAUGGAGGAUAAUAAAGAUUUCUUUGGUUUAGCACCAGGUAAAGAGAUUCUCCUCAAAUAUGCUUACAAUAUCAAAUGUGAAAAAGUUAUUCAAGAUGCCGAUGGUAAAGUCACUGAACUUCAUGUAACCUACGAUAAAGAUAAUAGCUCAAAGAAAUUAAAGACCAUUCAUUGGGUUUCCUCUGUCGCUGGUACUGAACCAAUGAAGGCCGAAGUUAGACUCUAUGAACAUCUCUUUAAGGAUUCAGAAAUCGGUGAUGAUUGGUUAAACAAUAUCAAUCCAAAUUCAUUACGUAUCAUUCCAAACGCCUUCAUCGAUAAAACUGUAUUGGCUUCAAAAGAAUAUGAUCGUUAUCAAUUUGAAAGAGUUGGCUACUUUGUUGUCGAUAAAGAUACUACCUCUGAUAAAAUGGUUUUCAAUAGAACAGUUUCAUUAAAAGAAAAUAAAGAAAAAUCAAAAUCAAGAAAUUAA
Dictyostelium discoideum AX4 is the source of this 2340-nucleotide messenger RNA. RefSeq names its product glutamine-tRNA ligase (gene glnS). Gene Ontology annotation, cellular component: cytoplasm. The record is from RefSeq and is a predicted model, not a curated record. The coding region runs from base 1 to 2340 and encodes 779 amino acids. The transcript has 3 exons. Gene Ontology annotation, biological process: tRNA aminoacylation for protein translation; glutaminyl-tRNA aminoacylation; translation. Gene Ontology annotation, molecular function: aminoacyl-tRNA ligase activity; nucleotide binding; glutamine-tRNA ligase activity. Lineage: Eukaryota; Evosea; Eumycetozoa; Dictyosteliales; Dictyosteliaceae.